AUGGGGUCGAUGGGAAGACAAACCAGACUUCCGCCCGUCCUCGACUUCUCUGCUUUCCGAGGAGAAGAUGGGCCAGCGAAAGCCGAGUUUCUGCAAAGACUCGGGCAAGCGUGUCGAGACAAAGGAUUCUUCCAACUGAUCAACCAUGGCGUCGAGCCUGAGCUGCAACAAAAGAUCUUCGCUGCGGCCAAAGAGCUCUUCGACCUCCCCAUGGAAGAAAAGCUGAAAGCGAGACUGACGCCCGCGACCAAGGGGCGAGGCUACGAAACGAUCGGAGACCAAAUGCUAGAACCGGGCUCAGCACCCGACACCAAAGAAGGCAUCUAUCUAGGCGACGACCUUCCCGCCGACGACCCGCGCGUCUUGAAGGGCGAGUACGGCUGUGGUUCCAACAUCUACCCGGCGUGCCUGGGGCCGCAAUGGCACGCCACCUGCAUAGAAUACUUGCAAACCCUGAAAACCCUGGCCCGAGACGUGAUGCGCGCUCUCGCCGCCGCACUCGCCAUCGGCGACGACUAUUUCGACCAAUUCACCGAAACCGACCCUGUCGCGACGCUCCGGUUGAUCCACUACCCGCCCACGCCCACGACGUCGGACAAGGAGCGUGGCUGUGGCGCCCAUCGCGACUUCGGCUGCAUCACCCUGCUUCUGCAAGACCAGGUGGGCGGCCUUCAGGUCCAGGACGAAGAGACGGGCGAGUUUCUCGACAUCGACCCCGUCCCGGGUGCGUACGUGGUCAAUCUGGGAAACCUGAUGGCCCGCUGGACCAACCACCAUUACACGUCCAACACGCACCGCGUGCUGAAUUACUCGCCAACCGACCGCUACUCGAUUCCUUUCUUCUACAGCGGCAAUGCCAACCACGUGUUGGAUACCAUUCCGGGCUUGGAGCAGAGGCCGCAGUCUGUCGUGGCGAGAAAAUACGGUCCAGCCAUCCCCCGGGAGCCUUACGGCCCGGUUUCCGUCACCGACUUCUUACGCGACCAGUUUGUUCGGUCAUACGCGCGGGCCCAAGAAUACAGACCAAAGGCGGUUGAGGUCUAG
This is a messenger RNA of Capronia coronata CBS 617.96, 1044 nucleotides long. RefSeq lists its product as uncharacterized. Gene Ontology annotation, molecular function: dioxygenase activity. NCBI's taxonomy places the organism in Eukaryota, Fungi, Ascomycota, Eurotiomycetes, Chaetothyriales, Herpotrichiellaceae. The transcript has 2 exons. The coding region runs from base 1 to 1044 and encodes 347 amino acids. The record is from RefSeq and is a predicted model, not a curated record.